Molecule: messenger RNA, 6889 nt
Organism: Salmo salar (Atlantic salmon)
Lineage: Eukaryota; Metazoa; Chordata; Actinopteri; Salmoniformes; Salmonidae
Molecular function (GO): GTP binding
Source: RefSeq, a predicted model, not a curated record
CCCUUGACUUUCUUUUUGGGAGAAAUGAAACCGGAAGUUGCAAAGCAACACUCACGUCUGGGCUCGAGAUACUAUGUAACUUCGACUGGCUACUUUCGGUUCAUGUCCUUUGCUGAUGCCACAUUCCUGACAAAAGUUUGUACGUAUAAAAAAGAUCUGUAAACGAGUAAAGGCAGACAUAAAGUAAGAAUUUAACGUGUAAAUGUUCAUUUUUAGUCGUACGUUUACAGAUGAAAUUUAACGGUUACGUUUCAUGUUUCACGCAUCGCUUUUCUUACAAUCCUAACAAUUUCCGUAUGGACAAUCUACUUGCACCCGCUGCAAAACACUCCUAUCUGAGCGCCCGGGACAUAUUAAUCGAAUCCCCUCAAGAGUGUCGCAAAUCCAUGGAAGUUGAUUUGGGGAUGAUCUGGACAGACAAAAUCUGGACCAAUAAUAGACGUCUAUUUUUGGGCCACCUCAAGGCCAGGGCGGACCAUAUCUAAAAUUCAAGCAAAUAUGAUCCAAAUAGAGGAGUCCGUGCUUGCAUGCAGUGUAGUCUACUUAUUCUCGAUCGACUGAUUUGCUCUUUCUAUUAGGGUCAACGACAAAUAAUAGCCAGGCUACUUUAUAAUAUGGAAGUUUUCAAAUACCCUGUUUUCUUCGAGUGCCAGACUCUGGACACAUCACAGAAAGAGAAGAUAAAAAGGUACUUCGGAAUUAAACGUAAAUCCGGUGGCGGAGAUUGUGGACCAGUAGAAUCAGUUGGUGACAAAGUUUACAAGAUCGCAUUUACUUACCAGACAGUCCAGGAGAGGGUACUUCAGAAAGCUCAUUAUGUGUUGGAGAUGCCUGGAGGACCUCUCUCACUCACUCUGAGAGACAGCCUGGAGCCUCCACCCACAACAACCUCCCCAGUCAGCAGUCAGGAGAGGUACCACUCCCUCCCAGUCCAGACAUCUCCACCUGGUGGUCAAGAAUAUGUACUCCAUCGUCUGAGCACAGGGAAGCAGGAGAAGAUCAGCACCACCUGUCAUCUGGGACAGGUCCAGCUCCGUCUUCUAGGCGAAGUGAUAGAGAAGGAUCUAGGUGAGGUUGUUCCAGGGUUGAAGGUGACACGUCGUGACUCAGCUCAGCUGGUUCUGCACGGCUAUGCAAAUGAAGUCCAGACAGCCAGACAGUUGGUUACAGAUAAGAUCUCUCUGGUGCUGGAGCGGGUGGUGCCUGAGGUGUCCCCCCACCUCCUGUCCUUCCUGAGAGAUGAGUAUGGGAGGCCUGGGAACCUGAGCAGUCUGCUGGGGUUGGGACUCCAUGUGGAGGUAGAGCUGGGGGACACAGAGCUCCGUCUGUUCUCCCUCUCCUCUGGGGAACUGGACCAGGCUGAGAAAGAUCUGCUGGGGGAGUUUGGGGAGGAGAAGAUCGACGUGCCCAACGGUGCCCUCCUGGCUGAACUGAAGUCCAAACUUGAGACGAAGGAGAUGAACCAGAGCAGACGCAGGGUGGUAGCCAGGUACAGUCCUGGGUGUAGAGUGCAGCUGCUGGGCCACAUGAAGGAGGUUCAGGAGCUGAGGGAGGAGAUCAGGGCCUUUCUGUUAGACCAGUCCAGUGUGAGAGUCAUGAGACACCCUCAACAGAAUCAGGAUGGCGUAGUCAACGAAGCAGGCACCGGAUCAAUACGGGAGGAGACGGUCGCAGCCACCAGCUAUCGCCUCCGGCUGGGGCUGCAUGUAGUGGUUUGUCAGGGUGACAUCACCAAGGAACGGGCGGACGCCCUGGUAAAUGCAUCCAAUGAGGACCUGGAUCAUGCUGGGGGCGUGGCUGCAGCUCUGAGCAAGGCGGGGGGGCCUGAGGUACAGCAGGCCAGCAGGGAUCUGGUUAGGCAGAUAGGGAGAGUACCCACAGGUACAGUGGUAGAGACCACAGGAGGGAAUCUGCCUUGUAAGAUGCUGCUGCAUGCAGUGGGACCAGUAGGUGGCAGCGUAGGUGGGAAUGAGCGUCCUCUGCUGGAGAAGACAGUAAAGGCAGCCCUGGAUCUGGCAGAGACCAUGGAACUCCAGACUCUGGCCAUGCCCUGCAUCAGCUCGGGGAUAUUUGGCGUUCCUCUGAAGGUGUGUUCUGAGGCCAUAGUCUCUGCAGUGAGGGACUUUGGGAGGGAACAGCGCAUCCUUACCAAGGUCACUCUGAUUGAUGUGAGUGGAGAGGCAGUGAGAGCCAUGCAGGAGGCCUGUGAUAGGCUGUUACAGGGUAAGAGGGAGUUUUCUGGGUGGGAGGUAGAGUCCAGCACCACCACUACACAUGCUCCUCAGAGAGACACCACUGCUGCCUCCGCCAGGGGAACAGCUGCUCCAGAGGUCUGUGUCCAGGUGGAGGUCAUCCAGGGAACCAUAGAGAAGCAGGAGGUGGAUGCUCUGGUGUCACCCAUGGUUGGUAGUGACCCUCUCUCCUCCCGAGUGGGUAAUGUCUUGUUGGAUGCAGCUGGACCGGCGCUGAUGACAGCGUUUCUGAGGGAAUCAGGGGGACGGACUGCACCUGGUGACAACGUUCUGGUGGAGGGACUGUCUGGUCUCAGCUCUGGCCGUGUCUUCUUCCUCAGCUGUGCACACUGGGACAACAACCCCCAAGGACCAGCAGUACAGGCUCUGAGGCAGGGUGUGAGGAAAAUCCUGACCUCUUGUGAGAACCGAGGCUUCCGUUCCGUUGCCUUCCCUGUAGUUGGAACUGGUGUGGUUCUGCAGUUCCCUGACAACGUGGUAGCACAGGUUCUGCUAGAAGAGAUCCGUAGGUUUGAGCAGAACCGAGCGAGCAGAACCCCCUUCCAUGUCCGCAUCAUUGUCCAUCCAAAUGACAGAGAUUCUACCAAGGCUUUUCAGAUUGCCCAGAAUGCUUUCCAUCUCAGAGGGUUCGUAUUAGGCACUCGACCAGAGCAAGAUAUCAGGAUUGUGCUGCUGGGGAAAACCGGAGGAGGUAAAAGCAGUGCUGGAAACACCAUCUUCGGACAAGAUGAUGUGUUCCUCGUAGACAGUUCUUCUACCUCCUCAACACAGAAAUGUGAAUCACAGACCAAGAACAUCAAAGGGAGAAACAUCACCCUGAUUGACACACCUGGAUUCUUUGACACUGACAUCCCUGAAGAGGAGCUGAAACCUAAAAUAGUCAAAUGUAUAACAGAGUGUGCUCCGGGGCCACAUGCCUUUCUCAUCAUACUGAAAGUGGAACGGUACACAGUCCACGAGAACGAAACCGUAGCGAAAAUUGAGAAAUAUUUUUCACCAGAGGCCUUCAAAUAUGCCACAGUCCUUUUCACUCAUGGUGACCAGCUCAAUGGUUUGACCAUUGAGAAGUUUGUGCAACAGAAUGCUGAACUGAACAAGCUUGUGGAGAAAUGUGGAGGCCGCUAUCACGUGAUCGACAACAAAUACUGGAACACCAAUCAGCAGGGUCGGUACAGCAAUCAGUAUCAAGUAGCAGAGUUACUCAACAACAUAGAGAAGAUGGUGAGCGAUAACGGAGGAGGGUUCUACAUCAACGAGAUGCUCCAAGAGGCAGAGAGAUUAAUACAAGCAGAGAUAGAGAGUCUUAGGAAGGAGUUAAAAGGCCAGAUGUCAGAGGAAGAGAUGAGGAAACAGGCCAAGGAAAGAGCGAGGAGGAAACUCCUGAUCAAAUUGUCAGGGAUAGCAACAGGUGCAGUGGUAGGAGCUCUACUUGGGGUUGCAAUGGUGAUGGGGAUCCCACUUCCAUUAGCUACAAAACCACUGGUUAAUUUAGUCAAACGUCAGAUGGUAGCUUCAAUGACAAUAGGGCCAGCAGUCGUGACAAAGGCAGUACGACCAGUACUUGCAUCAAAGAACGGGGCGACCAUGGGACUGGGUUCAAAGAUAGGUACAGGGGUAGGCAUAGCUGCAGGAGUUGUCGUUGGGAUGGCCGCAACAGCAGGAGCAAUAAGAGGAGGGAUAGUAGGAGCUACUGCAGCAGAGGAGGCAGAGACAGUACAGGAGGCAGCAGAGAAAGCAGCCAAUGCUGUCUACCAUGAAGCUAAGGGUCUUUAUGACCAGGCAGGACAACUUCUGCUAAGGUACAGUAACUCUAAGUAGAUGAGAUAUUAUUAUAUAUAUUUUUUUACCUUUAUUUAACUAGGCAAGUCAGUUAAGAACAAAUUCUUAUUUUCAAUGACGGCCUAGGAACAGUGGGUUCGUAGAACAGUGGGGAGUACGUUAUCACUCGAAUAGCGAAUAGAAGCCGCUUUCCUGACAGUAUUUAUUUUAUUUUUUUAACUCAUGAGGUAGGCUACUCGGUUAUUUCACCUCACACAUCAACCACUAAACAGUUGAGCUGCGCGACAGCUGAUAUUCUGCCCAAACUCUGUAUGCUAUGGGCUCUCCAACCCUGUUCCUGCAGCUAACAAGUGCUUAAUUUGGCCAACCAAGUUAAAUCUGUUCGGAAAAUUGAUAGUAACAUGUUUUAACAACGAAAGAUAAUUCAUUAAACUGUUGACAGCCCCUCUCUCAGCUCGCUCCAAUAAGGAAUGAAGGAGAGAUGGAGAUGGAAAUGCAUGGUGGUGAGAUAGUCAGUUGCUAAAGUUAAUGUGUCACUCUAUUAGUUAUGAAAGAAAAGCCCUAUUACUAGGCUAUUCAAAAUCAUGUACAAAUGAUCUAUAAUUGUUGGCUAACUGAAUUUGUAUAGGAUAGACCAAUUAUGUACCAAAGACAUCUUAAAUCAUUUUUUUAAAUGUUUUUCUGACAUGCAUAAUAUGUGGUAGGCUAUGUGUUGAAUAAUGGCACAAUCAUUAUUUAAAUGCAGGUUUUUUGGGGGGCUUGGCCUCAUAUAUAUGAAAAUUGUGUAUGCAUAAGCUCUAAUAUGUGUGUUUUUGAAUUAAUCAUCACCUUAGCACUGUCCAUUUCGUUGUUAGGCUUUGAAACGACAUCCACAUCCAUGUUUUCCAUUUAGUUUCAACCUGUCGUUGAACUUCUUUCUUCAAAGUGAUCAAUCACAGUGAGAUGAGUUUUAAAAGCACAUACUGUUUUGAUGAUUUUUUUAAAAUGUGAUUUUCGAUUGCUUUUGUAUUGAUGUCAGAGUGGUUAGAGGGACAAUAGAGUGAUCUGAUGAUAAAUUAGUAUUCUGAUGACCAUUAGCGAGUUGGGUACUACCAGACCGCACAAAGGGAGAUUACCAUGACUCAAAGGUCACAUGGAAUCUUACUGCGUUCAUGACUCAUGACAGCCAGUGUGGUGGUAAUAUAGUCACCACAACAGCCCUAGAAAAUGAUUCUAUAUUUUUUCUGGGCCAUGACCAUCCAUAGGUUUAUGGUUCACACACCUGAAUUUUUUUAUUCUUUUUAUUUCACCUUUAUUUAACCAGGUAGGCCAGUUGAGAACAAGUUCUCAUUUACAACUGCGAACUGGCCAAGAUAAAGCAAAGCGGUGCAGCACCAACAACAACACAGUUGUUACACAUGGAAUAAACAAAUGUACAGUCAGUAACACAAUAGGAAAAAAAUCUAUAUACAGUGUGUGCAAAUGAGGUAAGAUUAGGGCGGUAAGGCAAUAAGUAGGCCGUAGUGGCGAAGUAAUUACAAUUUAGCAAUUAAACACUGGAGUGAUAGAUGUGCAGAAGAUGAAUGUGCAGGUAGAGAUACUGGGGUGCAAAGGAGAAAAAAAAAUACUAAUAAAUAACAAUAUGGGGAUGAGGUAGUUGGAUGGGCUAUUUACAGAUGGGCUAUGUACAGGUGCAGUGAUCUGUGAGCUACUCUGACAGCUGAUGCUUAAAGCUAGUGAAGGAGAUAUGAGUCUCCAGCUUCAGUGAUUUUUGCAAUUCAUUUCAGUCAUUGGCAGCAGAGAACUGGAAGGAAAGGUGGCCAAAGUAGGAAUAGGCUUUGGGGGUGACCAGUGAAAUAUACUUGCUGGAGCGCGUGCUAUGGGUGGGUGCUGCUAUGGUGACCAGUGAGCUGAGAUAAGGCGAGGCUAUACCUAGCAAAGAUUUAUAGAUGAUUAGGGAUUAGGAUUAUGGACACAUGGGUUUUUUACUCUUUGCCUUCAUUGAAAUUAUUAUUACAUCAAAGUAAUAAAAUAUGACCUAAUCAUUGGACACAGAUAGUACAUUUUCUUAACAUUUCUUUUACUUUGCAGUAAUGUAAUUUCUGUAAAACAUGCAUAUUUCAAUUUGAUAUAUUAGAGAGAAUACAGUUGAACACAAACCGUCUAAAGUGAUUGUUGACCUAUUUUAUGUGUCACGUGGUUAUGCCCAUAUGUGUACAUCCAGUCCUGACAUUCUCACGCUAUCGAGUGAGUGCUUAUAUAACCUGAUAGUGCAUCUGUUUAGGGUAAAGCAUGUUGUAAAUUACAGUAUAUUUGAUAAUAUGUUUAAUCAUUUUCAUGUUGUAAAUUACAGUAUUUGUGUUUGAUAUUGAACACUAACAUAAAAUUAUGGUCAUGACAUGUUUGAGAAGUAUUAUUGAGAACCUACAUUAAAUUAGAGUGAUAUUUUUUGUUAUUUACUCUGUCAAUUUUUAAGUGUGGUAUUUCUAUAAUUACAAUUAUGUUUUUGUUGUAUUAUAAUAUUUGUAUAGUUUUUUUUCUCGUAAGUAAUAAUUCAUGUGUAUUGAUCAUUAUGGUUGUUGACUGUUUGUUACAGAUUUGGUAAACCCAAAAACUAACACAUGCAUUACAUAAUUAUUUUCUAGAAAUGAUAGGAGUAAUUAAACAGUUGAAGUAUAUUUAAAAUUGUGAAAGUGUAUGUCAUACCAAUGAAAUCUCAUUCAACCUGUUUUCCGUUUUUGGUGAUUAUUACAAAUAGUAAUGUUUAGAACAUGUUAAGAAAAGUUUAAGAAAAUCAAUGUUUGUGCAAUAUUUUUUAUUUCUAAAUACUUUCUUGUAAUAUUUCACUUUUUAAAAUAUAAAAUCAAUGCCUAAACAAC